AUGUCGAAGGACUGCGGAAACCACAAGCACUGGCUGAAGAAGAAGUACCGGCAUUCGCUGUACUGCCUGCUGGGGUUCGUGCUGCUGAUCCUGUUCACGGUGCUGGUGAUUUGGCUGGUGCUCCGGCCGACCAAGCCCAAGUUCUACCUGCAGGACGCCACCGUCUACGCCUUCAACCAGUCCGGCAGCCCCACCGGGCUCCUCACUACCUCCAUCCAGGUGACCCUCUCCACCCGCAACCCCAACGACCGCAUCGGCGUCUACUACGACAAACUGGACGUCUACGCCUCCUACCAGAACCAGCAGAUUACGAUGCCCACCGUCAUCCCUCCGACGUACCAGGGCCACAACGACGUCGUCGUCUGGUCGCCCUUCCUCUACGCGGUCAACGUGCCCAUCGCCCCCUACCUCUGCGCGUCGCUGCUGCGGGACCAGAACGCCGGCGUGCUGCUGCUCAACGUGAAGGUCAACGGCAGACUGCGCUGGAAGGUCGGCAGCUGGACCUCCGGGAGGUACCACAUCUUCGUCAAUUGCCCCGCCCUCCUCACCUUCGGCGGCGGCGCCGCCGGGUACUCGCCGCUCAUCCGCUUCCAGCAGAUGUCCACCUGCACCGUCGACGUCUGA
Molecule: messenger RNA, 624 nt
Organism: Spirodela intermedia
Lineage: Eukaryota; Viridiplantae; Streptophyta; Magnoliopsida; Alismatales; Araceae
Source: the annotation of a GenBank genome assembly